This is a messenger RNA of Paramecium octaurelia, 527 nucleotides long. The record is from the annotation of a GenBank genome assembly. NCBI's taxonomy places the organism in Eukaryota, Ciliophora, Oligohymenophorea, Peniculida, Parameciidae.
AUGUAAAAAUCAAAGGAUUCUACUGAUGAAAUUUCAGCCAAAUACAAACUUCUUAGAUUAGCCCUUAUUUUAGAGAAAUAAGCACUUAAAACUCCACUAAACAUACUCAAGAUCUACACUAAUAUUAAAUGGAGAUUUAAUUAGACUACAGACUUUGAUUACCAGCCAAAUUAGUGGAAUGAAAUACGUCUAGCUCACCAUUGUGAAUCGUAAUCUUUUUUUUUAAGUUUAGAUCCCCCAAUAUAUUAAAAAAGAGCCUUAAAUAUGCAGUAUAGGAGGUCUAAAUUAAAAAUUAUACAGAGAGAGUUCAUAAUUCGUAAUUAGAAGGUAGAAGAACUUCUUAACAAUUGGAAUAAAUGGUAGAGUUGGCCAGAGUGAAUAGUUAAAAACGUAAUUCCAUAAGGAAACCCGUUAAUAUAACCAAAGAUGUUUACCAGAGCAUUUACGAGUUUGGUCUUCUGUUCAUUUUAUUUGGAUUUAUUGGGUCUAUGUACUUUGUGAUAAGUCAAUAACUCAAAAAACAAUGA